Messenger RNA from Limulus polyphemus (Atlantic horseshoe crab), 3322 nucleotides. RefSeq names its product beta-1,4-N-acetylgalactosaminyltransferase bre-4-like. Gene Ontology annotation, biological process: glycosphingolipid biosynthetic process; carbohydrate metabolic process. Gene Ontology annotation, molecular function: N-acetyl-beta-glucosaminyl-derivative 4-beta-N-acetylgalactosaminyltransferase activity. The coding region runs from base 391 to 1620 and encodes 409 amino acids. The transcript is spliced from 7 exons. The record is from RefSeq and is a predicted model, not a curated record. NCBI's taxonomy places the organism in Eukaryota, Metazoa, Arthropoda, Merostomata, Xiphosura, Limulidae.
AUGGGGUGUAUUACGUGCAGAAAUACAAUAUUUUCUAUACGAUGAUUAAUGUAAGUUGUAACUAGGAUUAGGGUAUCGUAUGUUGUGAAAUGGCUGCUGCCCAAUUAAUGAAUUGUGGUUAUACAUUGAGUGUUGGUAUAUCACAAGCGAAGCUACAGUAAUUUGUAUUCUAGAAGAGAUUGACCACCAAUCUUUUUUUUUAUGUUACAAUGCCAGAUGUAUUAAAAAAAGAGACAUUGGAGUUGUACCAUACACAUCGGUGUGCACAUGUAUGUAUAUAUAAAUAGAAUGUGAACGUAUUUUUUCACUACAUGGUCUUAGUCGUAGUUCUUCUUUCAUAACUGAAUUUCAAAUCCACGUAUUGGUGUGGUGGUGUUCUGUCUGUUAGCAAUGUGUACUAAGACUUGUAUUUUACAAAGUACUACCAUCCAGUUUUGCCGAGUUCACUUCUUUAAAAUCCUUUUGGGAGUGGUGUCAGUAUUUUUUCUCAUGCAAUAUAUCACAAAUUUCUCUGUUUAUCAAGAAAACCUUCAGAAAAAAGUUGUUCCUGUGUUCAGUUGGACAUCCAUGCACAAAAUUCUUGGAAUUUCAGGAAAUGAAAAGCACGAUUUUAGAAACAUAAUACUUCCCAUAGGAAAAAUUCCUCAAAUAAUCAAUAGCAGCCAAUGGACAGUGGGCAUGAAAGUUGGUAAUGGUAGUGUUAUAAUAAAUUCAACUUCUGUAGAAACAAAGAAAAUAGAAAAUAAUUCAUCAGAAGUUGCUACAUCAGUGAGAAAUCAAACUAAAAGGUCACAAACAAUUUCUGUGAAUAAAGAAAUUCAUCUCUGUCCACUUGUGCCUCCAAAAUUAGUGGGUCGACUUAAAGUUAUGAAAGAUUGCCCAACAUUUAAAGAACUUGAAUCAUUAUAUCCUGAGCUACAACCAGGAGGAAGAUUUAAACCAAGUGAAUGUCGUCCUCGCUAUAAGGUUGCUAUCAUCAUUCCCUAUCGGGAUCGGGAAGAACAUUUAAGAAUUUUUCUACACAAUAUUCAUCCAAUGCUGAUGAGGCAACAUAUUGACUAUGGAAUUUAUGUGAUUGAACAGGCAGGAAGUAAUCGAUUUAAUAGAGCAAUGUUGAUGAACAUUGGAUAUGUGGAGGCCUUAAAGCAGUACAGCUAUGACUGUUUCAUUUUUCAUGAUGUUGACCUUAUCCCAGAAGAUGAUCGUAACUUGUAUACCUGUCCUGAACAACCUCGUCAUAUGUCGGUAGCAGUUAAUACCAUGCAGUACAGGUUACCCUACAAAGACAUUUUUGGAGGUGUUAGUGCUUUAACCAAGCAUCACAUGGAAAGUGUCAAUGGGUUCUCUAACCAGUUCUGGGGCUGGGGAGGUGAAGAUGAUGACAUGUCAAACAGAAUUCGUCACCAUGGAUACAAGAUCUCUCGAUAUCCAGCAAAUAUUGCCCGAUAUUACAUGCUUACCCACAAAAAGGACAACCCUAAUCCUGACAGGUAUAAGAAACUUUACAAAGGCCGAACUCGCUACAAGACUGAUGGAUUGAACAGUUUGACGUAUAAAAGAUUAGAUUUGAUACUGAAGAAACUCUACACCUGGGUUGUUGUAGAGAUUAAUCCAUCUUAGUGACACUCAACUGAUGUCUUUCAAAACAGAAAUGAACAGGUUCAAUUUGAGCAAAUUAAACUUCACUAAACAAUGUGGGCAGUAAGUAAUUAAUCCAUCCUAGUAUCAUACCCACAAUCAAGGUUUUUUAAAGCACCAAAGUGAUAUUUCUUGUUUCUAUUUGAUCAUGUAUAGAGUUGACAAUAGAGAAAUGAGCACUAAAAUUUAAAAACUUUUCUCAUGUUCAUAAACUUGGAGUGAAAAAAAAAAAAAAGAAAUUAAGAUGAUUUCAGGUGGAAUAUCUUUGCACUGUCAUGACCCAGUUUAUUUUGGGGAAAAUUAUUAACCCAACAUUUUUUUUUAAUUUUUGUUUGUGAUAUGUAUACUUUCAUGAUAGUUUUGCCUUUUGUAUUUUUGUUUUUGGGGGUUUUAAAUGUGAAUUUUGUCAUUAGUACUGUGUUUUGGAGCAUACAGAUCAGGCCAUCUGCUUCUUCUAAGUUAUUUUUGUUUUAAAGAGUAUUAUUUUUCACUGAAGUGGUAACACAUUUCUUGCUGUUUGGAUACAUACUUAAAAAUCAAAAGAAAUGAGCAUGAAAAAUCCCCGACACUUAAACUUUUCUGAUACUGAUAAAAUUGGAACGAAAUAUCCCCAGAUGGCAGUUUUUUGCAUCAGCUGUCAUGACUUUAGUUUGUUUUGGGGACGAUUUUCCCAUGACAUCAAAUAAAAUUCUUGAGAGCUUUUGUGUGUAAUAUGGGUCAUACUGUGCAAGUUUUAUCAGUAGUACUAUGUUUUGGAGCAUACAAACCUGACCUUCUGUUUCUUUGAAAGCUGUAGCUUUUUGUUUUAAAGAGUAUUCUUCAUUGAGGACUAGUAUUGUGUUGUUGCACCAUCUUUAUAUAUGCUCAACUGUAAUGGUAUAAAUUCAACAUUUUUUUGACUGCCUAUAACUGUUUAUUGAGUGCAAGAACAAAGUGAAAUCCCUGAAACAAAGUACAAUGCAAAAGAAGUGCUACAUAUAGUUAAAUAAUCAAAUGAAUUCGUAAAUACUGUAAACAGCUUGUUUUUAUGAUAUAAUUUAUUCUGCUAAGAAAAGUUUUGCAUUCUUUAUUACCAUCUAACCUUUUUUAAAUAAUUUAGCUCUCAUCUGUGGUAAAACUUGAAAGAUCUUUUGAAAAUGAAAAAAAUAGCAUCCCCUUAAUUGACCAAUAUGUAUGUAUUUAUUAAUUAAAAAGGCACUGUAAGUGAUGACUCUUUUGUAUACAUUAUGCUUGCAUUCAGUAGUAUGCUACUUACUCUAGUAUGUGUAUUUGAUAAUUAAAUUUAAUACAGUUAGCUUUUUUGAUCUUAUGAAAUACAAGCUGCAUAGAUUUUGCAAACUUAAAGUAUUUUGGGUGAUAUUUAUUUUUCACAGCCCCAUGUGUAGAGUAAUUAUUGUUCAAAUUCUACAUUUGGCUCAAAUAACAACGUGUCAGUUGAGCAAGAGUGAUUUUUUAUCAGUUUAGUGAAAAUUUGAAAAUAUUACACAAUUCUACUUAGGGAAUUGUCACAAAAUGUUUACCAAGAUAUAUUUUGGUAUAAUUGAAUUAAACAUGGUGGACCACUGAAGCUAAUAAAUUCUGUGUGUUAAUUAUUUAACUCCUUUUUUUGUUUUUCAUUUAUUGAUAAGUUUUGAUAGUGGGUGUGGUAUUGUUGGAAAUCAAUAAAUUUUCUAAUUCCACACAC